AUGAGUGUCAUAUGCUAUGCGGAUGACACUCUGGUCACUGCCCGGGAGAAGACAUUUGGGACCGCGGCGCGGCUGGCGUCGGCGGGCGGCACAUUAGUCGGUCGCAGAAUACGAUGCCUCUGCCUGAAAGUCGCGCUGGAGAAGACUGAGGCCCUCUUCUUACCGGGGCCUCGCCAGCGCACCCCUCCCGACGCCCACAUUGUGGUUAAGGAUGUUAGGAUUGACGUCAAAGGCCAGAUGAAAUAUCUGGGCCUCACGCUUGACGGGAGGUGGCAUUUUAGCCCACACUUCAACGGUCUAGCGUCACGCCUCCUCAAGGCAGCUGGCGCACUGAGUUGGCCCCUCCCGAAUUUGGAAGGGCCACAAACGAGGUAUCGUCGACUUUAUGCAGGCGUUCUGAGGAGCAUGGUGCUGUAUGGCGCCCCAAUCUGGACGGACGCACUCAACAAGAGGGAGAAUGCUGCCCUUAUGCGCAGGCCCCAGCGGGCCAUAGCGCAGAAAGUCGCAAGGAUCUACCGUACGGUAGGGCACGCUGUGGCGUGCGUCCUCGCUGGUACUCCUUCUUUGGGAGCUAGAAGCUGGGACCAAAAGGCGCGUGGAAAGCGCCCGGCCCCGGAGCGGCGCGGCGCCGUCAGGCAGGAAGAGCGCGAGAUCAUGAUCGACCGCAGGAAGGAAGACAUGACUCGCGCGCAGUUUGGCUGCCGCACUCUGGACGCCAUUGGUCCUGUUCUGGACCAAUGGUUGGAACUACCGCACGGGUUCCUCACGUUCCGUCUGGCGCAAGUGCUGACCGAUGGCUGCUUCGGGGUUGGUGACAAAUGUAUUCUACUCUGCCGUCACCACACGGCCGAGGAAUCCCCGCUGUACCACAAAUGCGGCGCGGCGGAUGACACGGUGCAGCACACCCUCGCGGUCUGCACAGGCUGGGAGGAGCAGCGCCGUGUCCUCACUGCGGUCGUGGGCCGGGAUCUUUUGCUUCCGAGCCUGGUCAACGCCAUGCUUGGAAGUGAAGGAUGCUGGAUGGUGGUCGCCUUCUUUUGCGAAGAGAUCUUCUUUCAGAAGGAGGCAGCGGAGCGCGAGCGGGAGAACGAUCCUCUCGCCUCAUCGCUCCGCAGGCGGAGAAGGGGGUGGAGAAGGCGGUUGUACGACCGUUCUACUCUGCCCACAGAUGGCGGCCAGCAGGCCGGGGGUGCGGGGGCACCCUUGUCACCUCCGUCUGACGGGAACGGCUUGGCGUUUCGCGCCAUUCCCGUGGGACCCCCACAAGGGGGGCGUCUAAGGUCCACCGUGUAG
This is a messenger RNA of Ostrinia nubilalis (European corn borer), 1293 nucleotides long. RefSeq lists its product as uncharacterized. The record is from RefSeq and is a predicted model, not a curated record. Lineage: Eukaryota; Metazoa; Arthropoda; Insecta; Lepidoptera; Crambidae. Bases 1 to 1293 code for a protein of 430 amino acids. The transcript is spliced from 3 exons.